Oryzias latipes (Japanese medaka) is the source of this 19494-nucleotide messenger RNA. RefSeq names its product AHNAK nucleoprotein (gene ahnak). Gene Ontology annotation, cellular component: costamere; cytoplasm; nucleus. Gene Ontology annotation, molecular function: protein binding. Gene Ontology annotation, biological process: regulation of RNA splicing. NCBI's taxonomy places the organism in Eukaryota, Metazoa, Chordata, Actinopteri, Beloniformes, Adrianichthyidae. The record is from RefSeq and is a predicted model, not a curated record.
CCUAAGCAAGCACUCUACACAGCCCACUGGAGCAACUACACACACAAAAAAAAGAGCUUCAGAUCAACCCAGAACAGAGAAGGGAGGGGGCAGGAGGAGGGGAAGAAAACGCCCUGGAAAUCUGGUUGACCAAGAAAUAGGAAAAGAGUGACAGACUCCUACCAGACUGAAAAGUUGUGGCAGAGUUGAAGUGCUCUUCUAGGGCAGGGGAGAAGCCACGAUUUCCAGGAUGCUCAAGCUGGUGUGAGGCUCCUCGCGCGCAAGGCUUGCGCACAGAGAAAACCAAGAAGAAAAGCAAAAAUUGAAGCCCUUGGCUUUGCUUGAGCAAUCCAAGGAAAUACAAUAAAGGCUUUUCCAUUACUGCAAGGUUGCAGAAAAGGAGAAAAAAAAUCAAGAUGGCUGAUGAAGACGUGACCAGGGAGGUGCUCUUCCCCGACUGGGAGGGUCCAGACAAAACUGGCUUGACCAUUGAACAUGCAAGUACAGGCGAAAUGUUUGUCAAGGAGGUGAAAGGGGAGUCCCCUGCAGCACGAUCAGGACAAGUACAUGAAGGUGACCAAAUUGUAGGUGCCACUAUCUACUUUGAUAACAUGAGCACAGAAGAGAAGACAGAUCUAAUGAAAGUACUGGCUCGGCACAAAGUUGGACUGAAACUGCAAAAUAAAGCAGACAAAUCCCCAUGCUACUCACCUUUGAGCACCCCAUGUCGUUCACCAAUGGGCACGCUCACAUGGGAAGGGAGGACAAGCUUUGGAGGCUCUAGUCCAGACAUAGUCCUUAGUGGAGAUGAUGAGGACUACAGGAGAAUAUACACAAAAAAGAUAAAACCAAGGCUGAAGUCUGAAGACCUUGCAGAAGGAGUGGAUGUCCGCACAGAGCGACACAGCAGCACGAGUAGCGAUGGCAGCACAAUUACCACCAUUACUCGUCGCAUCACUACUUACACGGUAGAUGUACCAAGUGACAUCAGUGAGAAACUUGAACUUUCAAGCCCAGACCUCAAAAGGCUACAACAUGAGUCUGGAGAUUCCUCUCCAAGUAUCACAAUCUUGCGUGGCAACCUCUCAAGUAGAGUGGGAGCAGAGGAAGGAGUAUUUGAUUCAAGCGAUCUUAGUUACACUGGUCCAGGGGAAGUUGAAACAAGAACAGUUAUAAGAGAUGGAAAACAGAAAUGUUCAGAUGUCGGAUAUAAAGGACUUGCAUCAAGAGUUACAGACAGCGAAAUCCCUGAAAUUUUUAGAGUGAGUGCAGAGCAAGAGGGAGAAAGCAUUUUGAUUUCAAAAAAGAGCAUGACACAAUCAGACAGUACAAUGACUGGUAAUAGCCAUAUGACAAUAGGAAGGUCGGAAGUAGCAGAAACAACCUUAGGUGCCAAAAACGGAGCAUCAGGUAGUUGGUCAAUCCGAGAAAAAGACAUGCAAAUUGGGAUUUCAACCAAAGGAAAAACAAAUAUGGGAGGUUUUAAAGGCAUUUUUGAUGAAAAAACAAAAGUAAGCACAUCUGAAAAUGUUAUCAGUAACACAGAGAGCAAGCAAGCAGGCACAUCUGAUGUAAAACUUGGUGGGACAUCUGGAAAUGGUACAGACCUGAGAUUACUCAGGUCAGGUACUGACCUGAACACUAUUCAUUUAGAAUAUUCCUCAAAGUCAGGCACAAUUUCCGACACUGGGAAGAACAUAGAUUUUAAAAGCUACAACCAAACAGUAAACCUACCAAGCGCACAGGAAGAAAGGAAAGUAUCUGGAAAUGUCACUAAUAUUUGGGAUACUGAAACUGACAAAACUGUGAGUGGUACAAAAAGCACAACAAUCAAGGUAACUUCAGUAGGAAUGAAAGAAAUCAGGAAAGAUGAAAAAAUGUUGGAAGGAAAAUUAGGAGGUGAGGCAGAUGUGUCAAAGCCCGGGGUAAAGGUAGAGGUUUCAGGUAAACAUGUAAACACUGAAAUGAAAGAAGGGGAUAUUAACAUUCCUUAUAAAGACAUUGAAAUACAUGAAAAAUCAAACAAGGAUUUGAAUAAAAGAACUGACACUGACAUUCCUAGAUUUAAAAUUCCAUCAUUUGGCACAAAAAGCCAAAAAGAAGAAGAAAAAGACAGUUGUGUACAAAUUCCAGUAGCAAACAUUAAUGUGAAAGACGCAGGUGUCAACAUAAUGAAAUCUGAUCUGGAAAGGGAGAAUGAAGACACUAAGAAAACAAGUAAAGAAUUUAAUGUGACAAAAAGUUCAGGAAAACAAAGUUUAGUGUCAGACAUAGAAUCAAACCUAAAAGCUUCGAAUUUACAGGUUGAGAAAGAAACAUCAACCAAGGUACCCAAUGAAAUGCAGAAAAAGACGAAGGAAUCAUUCAAUGUUAAGACUUCUGAAGUCAAAAUGUCAGAAUUUGACAUCCAACUAAAACAGCCAAAAAUUGUUGAGGAUUUAAAUGGCGGAGUUGCAAAAGGAAAAGAAAACAUAAAAGCUUCUACUAAAGGUAGUGAAGUAACAAAUAAAGAACCCAAAGGCCCUAAGUUCAAAAUCCCAUCAUUUAGCAAAAGCCUCCCAGGUAACCAAGAGCUAAAUGUUGAAGUGACCCUUAAAGAAGAAAACAAAAAAAGACAGGCACAUAACAUUGAAGGUAUAGGUGGGGGUGUUUGUGUUAAAACACCAGAAACACCGGAUUUGGGCAUUGGAGGAGCUGAGUUGGACAUUGAAGGGGCAAAAGGAGGUUUUAAAAUGCCUAAAUUCAAAAUGCCAACUUUUGGUAGUAAAGGUCACAAAUUGGAAGGCCCAGAUGUUGAUGUUAAUCUGCCCUCUGCAGACAUGAAAGUCAAAGCGCCAGAGGUUGACAUCGCAGCACCAGAUGUUGAUAUUGAGGGUCCAGAUGCCAAAUUCAAAGGACCUAAAUUUAACAUGCCAAAAAUGCCAGGAAUGAAUGUCUCCAUGCCAGAUGUGGAUUUCAACUUGAAAGGUCCCAAGGUCAAAGGAGACAUAGAGACAUCCUUACCAAAGAUAGAGGGAGACAUAAAAACUCCUAACCUUGAUAUCAAGGGUCCAGACGUCAACAUUGAUGGGACAAAGGCUGGAUUUGAAAUGCCUAAAGUAAAAAUGCCAUCACUCAACAUCAAAGGUCCAAAAAUGGAAAAACCAGAGUUUGACAUUAAACUAAAAGGCCCAAAAGCUGUAGGAGAUUUGGAUGUCAAAGGUCCAAAGAUUGAAGAAGACAUAGAAGCACCGGAUGUGGACAUUGGAGGAGCUGAGUUGGACAUUGAAGGGCCCAAAGGUGGUUUCAAAAUGCCUACAUUCAAAAUGCCAACUUUUGGCAGUAAAGGUCACAAAUUGGAAGGCCCAGAUGUUGAUGUUAAUUUGCCCUCUACAGACAUUGAAGUAAAAGCACCAGAAGUGGACAUCACAGCACCAGAUUUUGACAUAAAGGGUUCAGAUGCCAAAUUCAAAGGACCUAAAUUUAACAUGCCAAAAAUGCCAGGAAUGAAUGUCUCCAUGCCAGAUGUGGAUUUCAACUUGAAAGGUCCCAAGGUCAAAGGAGACAUAGAUGCAUCUUUACCAAAGAUAGAAGGAGACAUGAAAACUCCUGAUCUUGAUAUCAAGGGUCCAGAUGUCAACAUUGAUGGGACAAAGGCUGGAUUUGAAAUGCCUAAAGUAAAAAUGCCAUCACUCAACAUCAAAGGUCCAAAAAUGGAAAAGCCAGAGCUUGACCUUAAACUAAAAGGCCCAAAAGUUGGAGGAGAUUUGGAUGUUAAAGCUCCAAAGAUCGAAGGCGAAAUAAAAACACCUGAUGUGGACAUUGGAGGAGCUGAGUUGGACAUUGAAGGGCCAAAAGGAGGUUUCAAAAUGCCUACAUUCAAAAUGCCAACUUUUGGCAGUAAAGGUCACAAAUUGGAAGGCCCAGAUGUUGAUGUUAAUCUGCCCUCUACAGACAUUGAAGUAAAAGCACCAGAUGUGGACAUCACAGCACCAGAUGUUGACAUGAAGGGUCCAGAUACCAAAUUCAAAGGACCUAAAUUUAACAUGCCAAAAAUGCCAGGAAUGAAUGUCUCCAUGCCAGAUGUGGAUUUCAACUUGAAAGGUCCCAAGGUCAAAGGAGACAUAGAUGCAUCCUUACCAAAGAUAGAGGGAGACAUAAAAACUCCUAGCGUGGCUACCAAGGGUCCAGACGUCAACAUUGAUGGGACGAAAGCUGGAUUUGAAAUGCCUAAAGUAAAAAUGCCAACCCUCAACAUCAAAGGUCCAAAAAUGGAAAUGCCAGACGUUGACAUUAAACUAAAAGGACCAAAAGUUGGAGGAGAUUUGGAUGUUAAAGCUCCAAAGAUUGAAGGAGACAUAAAAGCUCCGGAUGUGGACAUUGGAGGAGCUGAGUUGGACACUGAAGGGCCAAAAGGAGGUUUUAAAAUGCCUAAAUUCAAAAUGCCUACUUUUGGCAGUAAAGGUCACAAAUUGGAAGGCCCAGAUGUUGAUAUUAAUUUGCCCUCUACAGACAUUGAAGUAAAAGCACCAGAUGUGGACAUCACAGCACCAGAUGUUGACAUGAAGGGUCCAGAUACCAAAUUCAAAGGAACUAAAUUCAACAUGCCAAAAAUGCCAGGAAUGAAUGUCUCCAUGCCAGAUGUGGAUUUCAACUUGAAAGGUCCCAAGGUCAAAGGAGACAAAGAAGCAUCUUUACCAAAUAUAAAGGGUGACAUUAAAACUCCUGACCUUGAUAUCAAGGGUCCAGACGUCAACAUUGAUGGGACAAAAGCUGGAUUUGAAAUGCCUAAAGUAAAAAUGCCAUCAAUCAACAUCAAAGGUCCAAAAAUGGAAAAGCCAGAAGUUGACAUUAGACUAAAAGGCCCAAAAGUUGGAGGAGAUUUGGAUGUUAAAGCUCCAAAGAUCGAAGGAGACAUAAAAGCACCUGAUGUGGACAUUGGAGGAGCUGAGUUGGACAUUGAAGGGCCAAAAGGAGGUUUUAAAAUGCCUACAUUCAAAAUGCCAACUUUUGGCAGUAAAGGUCACAAAUUGGAAGGCCCAGAUGUUGAUAUUAAUUUACCCUCUACAGACAUUGAAGUAAAAGCACCAGAUGUGGACAUCACAGCACCAGAUGUUGACAUGAAGGGUCCAGAUACCAAAUUCAAAGGACCUAAAUUUAACAUGCCAAAAAUGCCAGGAAUGAAUGUCUCCAUGCCAGAUGUGGAUUUCAACUUGAAAGGUCCCAAGGUCAAAGGAGACAUAGAUGCAUCCUUACCAAAGAUAGAGGGAGACAUUAAAACUCCUAGCGUGGCUACCAAGGGUCCAGACGUCAACAUUGAUGGGACGAAAGCUGGAUUUGAAAUGCCUAAAGUAAAAAUGCCAACCCUCAACAUCAAAGGUCCAAAAAUGGAAAUGCCAGACGUUGACAUUAAACUAAAAGGACCAAAAGUUGGAGGAGAUUUGGAUGUUAAAGCUCCAAAGAUUGAAGGAGACAUAAAAGCUCCGGAUGUGGACAUUGGAGGAGCUGAGUUGGACACUGAAGGGCCAAAAGGAGGUUUUAAAAUGCCUACAUUCAAAAUGCCUACUUUUGGCAGUAAAGGUCACAAAUUGGAAGGCCCAGAUGUUGAUAUUAAUUUGCCCUCUACAGACAUUGAAGUAAAAGCACCAGAUGUCGACAUCGCAGCACCACAUGUUGACAUAAAGGGUCCAGAUUCCAAAUUCAAAGGAACUAAAUUCAACAUGCCAAAAAUGCCAGGAAUGAAUGUCUCCAUGCCAGAUGUGGAUUUCAACUUGAAAGGUCCCAAGGUCAAAGGAGACAUAGAUGCAUCCUUACCAAAGAUCGAGGGAGACAUAAAAGCCCCUGACCUUGAUAUCGAGGGUCCAGAUGUCAACAUUGGUGGGACAAAGGCUGGAUUUGAAAUGCCUAAAGUAAAAAUGCCAUCACUCAACAUCAAAGGUCCAAAAAUGGAAAAGCCAGAGUUUGACCUUAAACUAAAAGGCCCAAAAGUUGGAGGAGAUUUGGAUGUUAAAGCUCCAAAGAUUGAAGGAGACAUAAAAGCUCCGGAUGUGGACAUUGGACGAGCUGAGUUGGACAUUGAAGGGCCAAAAGGAGGUUUCAAAAUGCCUAAAUUCAAAAUGCCAACUUUUGGUAGUAAAGGUCACAAAUUGGAAGGCCCAGAUGUUGAUGUUAAUUUGCCCUCUACAGACAUUGAAGUAAAAGCACCAGAAGUGGACAUCACAGCACCAGAUUUUGACAUAAAGGGUCCAGAUUCCAAAUUCAAAGGACCUAAAUUCAACAUGCCAAAAAUGCCAGGAAUGAAUGUCUCCAUGCCAGAUGUGGAUUUCAACUUGAAAGGUCCCAAGGUCAAAGGAGACAUAGAUGCAUCCUUACCAAAGAUAGAAGGAGACAUGAAAACUCCUGAUCUUGAUAUCAAGGGUCCAGAUGUCAACAUUGAUGGGACAAAGGCUGGAUUUGAAAUGCCUAAAGUAAAAAUGCCAUCACUCAACAUCAAAGGUCCAAAAAUGGAAAAGCCAGAGCUUGACCUUAAACUAAAAGGCCCAAAGGUUGGAGGAGAUUUGGAUGUUAAAGUUCCAAAGAUUGAAGGAGACAUAAAAGCUCCGGAUGUGGACAUUGGAGGAGCUGAGUUGGACAUUGAAGGGCCAAAAGGAGGUUUUAAAAUGCCUAAAUUCAAAAUGCCAACUUUUGGCAGUAAAGGUCACAAAUGGGAAGGCCCAGAUGUUGAUGUUAAUUUGCCCUCUCCAGACAUUGAAGUAAAAGCACCAGAAGUGGACAUCGCAGCACCAGAUGUUGACAUAAAAGGUCCAGAUGCCAAAUUAAAAGGACCUAAAUUUAACAUGCCAAAAAUGCCAGGAAUGAAUGUCUCCAUGCCAGAUGUGGAUUUGAACUUGAAAGGUCCCAAGGUCAAAGGAGACAUAGAUGCAUCCUUACCAAAGAUAGAAGGAGACAUGAAAACUCCUGAUCUUGAUAUCAAAGGUCCAGAUGUCAACAUUGAUGGGACAAAGGCUGGAUUUGAAAUGCCUAAAGUAAAAAUGCCAUCACUCAACAUCAAAGGUCCAAAAAUGGAAAAGCCAGAGUUUGACCUUAAACUAAAAGGCCCAAAAAUUGGAGGAGAUUUGGAUGUUAAAGCUCCAAAGAUUGAAGGAGACAUAAAAGCUCCGGAUGUGGACAUUGGAGAAGCUGAGAUGGAUAUUGAAGGCCAAAAAGCAGGUUUUAAAAUGCCUAAAUUCAAAAUGCCAACUUUUGGCAGUAAAGGUCACAAAUUGGAAGGCCCAGAUGUUGAUGUUAAUUUGCCCUCUACAGACAUUGAAGUAAAAGCACCAGAAGUGGACAUCACAGCACCAGAUUUUGACAUAAAGGGUCCAGAUGCCAAAUUCAAAGGACCUAAAUUUAACAUGCCAAAAAUGCCAGGAAUGAAUGUCUCCAUGCCAGAUGUGGAUUUCAACUUGAAAGGUCCCAAGGUCAAAGGAGACAUAGAUGCAUCCUUACCAAAGAUAGAAGGAGACAUGAAAACUCCUGAUCUUGAUAUCAAGGGUCCAGAUGUCAACAUUGAUGGGACAAAGGCUGGAUUUGAAAUGCCUAAAGUAAAAAUGCCAUCACUCAACAUCAAAGGUCCAAAAAUGGAAAAGCCAGAGUUUGACCUUAAACUAAAAGGCCCAAAAGUUGGAGGAGAUUUGGAUGUUAAAGUUCCAAAGAUUGAAGGAGACAUAAAAGCUCCAGAUGUGGACAUUGGAGGAGCUGAGUUGGACAUUGAAGGGCCAAAAGGAGGUUUCAAAAUGCCUAAAUUCAAAAUGCCAACUUUUGGCAGUAAAGGUCACAAAUUGGAAGGCCCAGAUGUUGAUGUUAAUUUGCCCUCUACAGACAUUGAAGUAAAAGCACCAGAAGUGGACAUCACAGCACCAGAUUUUGACAUAAAGGGUCCAGAUGCCAAAUUCAAAGGACCUAAAUUUAACAUGCCAAAAAUGCCAGGAAUGAAUGUCUCCAUGCCAGAUGUGGAUUUCAACUUGAAAGGUCCCAAGGUCAAAGGAGACAUAGAUGCAUCCUUACCAAAAAUAGAGGGAGACAUGAAAACUUCUGAUCUUGAUAUCAAGGGUCCAGAUGUCAACAUUGAUGGGACAAAGGCUGGAUUUGAAAUGCCUAAAGUAAAAAUGCCAUCACUCAACAUCAAAGGUCCAAAAAUGGAAAAGCCAGAGUUUGACCUUAAACUAAAAGGCCCAAAAGUUGGAGGAGAUUUGGAUGUUAAAGCUCCAAAUAUUGAAGGAGACAUAAAAGCUCCGGAUGUGGACAUUGGACGAGCUGAGUUGGACAUUGAAGGGCCAAAAGGAGGUUUCAAAAUGCCUAAAUUCAAAAUGCCAACUUUUGGUAGUAAAGGUCACAAAUUGGAAGGCCCAGAUGUUGAUGUUAAUUUGCCCUCUACAGACAUUGAAGUAAAAGCACCAGAAGUGGACAUCACAGCACCAGAUUUUGACAUAAAGGGUCCAGAUUCCAAAUUCAAAGGACCUAAAUUCAACAUGCCAAAAAUGCCAGGAAUGAAUGUCUCCAUGCCAGAUGUGGAUUUCAACUUGAAAGGUCCCAAGGUCAAAGGAGACAUAGAUGCAUCCUUACCAAAGAUAGAAGGAGACAUGAAAACUCCUGAUCUUGAUAUCAAGCGUCCAGAUGUCAACAUUGAUGGGACAAAGGCUGGAUUUGAAAUGCCUAAAGUAAAAAUGCCAUCACUCAACAUCAAAGGUCCAAAAAUGGAAAAGCCAGAGUUUGACCUUAAAUUAAAAGGCCCAAAAGUUGGAGGAGAUUUGGAUGUUAAAGCUCCAAAGAUUGAAGGAGACAUAAAAGCUCCGGAUGUGGACAUUGGAGAAGCUGAGUUGGACAUUGAAGGGCCAAAAGGAGGUUUCAAAAUGCCUAAAUUCAAAAUGCCAACUUUUGGCAGUAAAGGUCACAAAUUGGAAGGCCCAGAUGUUGAUGUUAAUUUGCCCUCUACAGACAUUGAAGUAAAAGCACCAGAAGUGGACAUCACAGCACCAGAUUUUGACAUAAAGGGUCCAGAUGCCAAAUUCAAAGGACCUAAAUUUAACAUGCCAAAAAUGCCAGGAAUGAAUGUCUCCAUGCCAGAUGUGGAUUUCAACUUGAAAGGUCCCAAGGUCAAAGGAGACAUAGAUGCAUCCUUACCAAAGAUAGAGGGAGACAUGAAAACUUCUGAUCUUGAUAUCAAGGGUCCAGAUGUCAACAUUGAUGGGACAAAGGCUGGAUUUGAAAUGCCUAAAGUAAAAAUGCCAUCACUCAACAUCAAAGGUCCAAAAAUGGAAAAGCCAGAGUUUGACCUUAAACUAAAAGGCCCAAAAGUUGGAGGAGAUUUGGAUGUUAAAGCUCCAAAUAUUGAAGGAGACAUAAAAGCUCCGGAUGUGGACAUUGGACGAGCUGAGUUGGACAUUGAAGGGCCAAAAGGAGGUUUCAAAAUGCCUAAAUUCAAAAUGCCAACUUUUGGUAGUAAAGGUCACAAAUUGGAAGGCCCAGAUGUUGAUGUUAAUUUGCCCUCUACAGACAUUGAAGUAAAAGCACCAGAAGUGGACAUCACAGCACCAGAUUUUGACAUAAAGGGUCCAGAUUCCAAAUUCAAAGGACCUAAAUUCAACAUGCCAAAAAUGCCAGGAAUGAAUGUCUCCAUGCCAGAUGUGGAUUUCAACUUGAAAGGUCCCAAGGUCAAAGGAGACAUAGAUGCAUCCUUACCAAAGAUAGAAGGAGACAUGAAAACUCCUGAUCUUGAUAUCAAGCGUCCAGAUGUCAACAUUGAUGGGACAAAGGCUGGAUUUGAAAUGCCUAAAGUAAAAAUGCCAUCACUCAACAUCAAAGGUCCAAAAAUGGAAAAGCCAGAGUUUGACCUUAAAUUAAAAGGCCCAAAAGUUGGAGGAGAUUUGGAUGUUAAAGCUCCAAAGAUUGAAGGAGACAUAAAAGCUCCGGAUGUGGACAUUGGAGAAGCUGAGUUGGACAUUGAAGGGCCAAAAGGAGGUUUCAAAAUGCCUAAAUUCAAAAUGCCAACUUUUGGCAGUAAAGGUCACAAAUUGGAAGGCCCAGAUGUUGAUGUUAAUUUGCCCUCUACAGACAUUGAAGUAAAAGCACCAGAUGUGGACAUCACAGCACCAGAUUUUGACAUAAAGGGUCCAGAUGCCAAAUUCAAAGGACCUAAAUUUAACAUGCCAAAAAUGCCAGGAAUGAAUGUCUCCAUGCCAGAUGUGGAUUUCAACUUGAAAGGUCCCAAGGUCAAAGGAGACAUAGAUGCAUCCUUACCAAAGAUAGAAGGAGACAUGAAAACUCCUGAUCUUGAUAUCAAGGGUCCAGAUGUCAACAUUGAUGGGACAAAGGCUGGAUUUGAAAUGCCUAAAGUAAAAAUGCCAUCACUCAACAUCAAAGGUCCAAAAAUGGAAAAGCCACAGUUUGACCUUAAACUAAAAGGCCCAAAAGUUGGAGGAGAUUUGGAUGUUAAAGCUCCAAAGAUUGAAGGAGACAUAAAAGCUCCGGAUGUGGACAUUGGAGGAGCUGAGUUGGACAUUGAAGGGCCAAAAGGAGGUUUCAAAAUGCCUAAAUUCAAAAUGCCAACUUUUGGCAGUAAAGGUCACAAAUUGGAAGGCCCAGAUGUUGAUGUUAAUUUGCCCUCCACAGACAUUGAAGUAAAAGCACCAGAAGUGGACAUCACAGCACCAGAUUUUGACAUAAAGGGUCCAGAUGCCAAAUUCAAAGGACCUAAAUUUAACAUGCCAAAAAUGCCAGGAAUGAAUGUCUCUAUGCCAGAUGUGGAUUUCAACUUGAAAGGUCCCAAGGUCAAAGGAGACAUAGAUGCAUCCUUACCAAAGAUAGAAGGAGACAUGAAAACUCCUGAUCUUGAUAUCAAGGGUCCAGAUGUCAACAUUGAUGGGACAAAGGCUGGAUUUGAAAUGCCUAAAGUAAAAAUGCCAUCACUCAACAUCAAAGGUCCAAAAAUGGAAAAGCCAGAGUUUGACCUUAAACUAAAAGGCCCGAAAGUUGGAGGAGAUUUGGAUGUUAAAGUUCCGAAGAUUGAAGGAGACUUAAAAGCUCCGGAUGUGGACAUUGGAGGAGCUGAGUUGGACAUUGAAGGGCCAAAAGGAGGUUUCAAAAUGCCUAAAUUCAAAAUGCCAACUUUUGGCAGUACAGGUCACAAAUUGGAAGGCCCAGAUGUUGAUGUUAAUUUGCCCUCUACAGACAUUGAAGUAAAAGCACCAGAUGUGGACAUCACAGCACCAGAUUUUGACAUAAAGGGUCCAGAUGCCAAAUUCAAAGGACCUAAAUUUAACAUGCCAAAAAUGCCAGGAAUGAAUGUCUCCAUGCCAGAUGUGGAUUUCAACUUGAAAGGUCCCAAGGUCAAAGGAGACAUAGAUGCAUCCUUACCAAAGAUAGAAGGAGACAUGAAAACUCCUGAUCUUGAUAUCAAGGGUCCAGAUGUCAACAUUGAUGGGACAAAGGCUGGAUUUGAAAUGCCUAAAGUAAAAAUGCCAUCACUCAACAUCAAAGGUCCAAAAAUGGAAAAGCCAGAGUUUGACCUUAAACUAAAAGGCCCAAAAGUUGGAGGAGAUUUGGAUGUUAAAAUUCCAAAGAUCGAAGGAGACAUAAAAGCUCCGGAUGUGGACAUUGGAGGAGCUGAGUUGGACAUUGAAGGGCCAAAAGGAGGUUUCAAAAUGCCUAAAUUCAAAAUGCCAACUUUUGGCAGUAAAGGUCACAAAUUGGAAGGCCCAGAUGUUGAUGUUAAUUUGCCCUCUACAGACAUUGAAGUAAAAGCACCAGAUGUGGACAUCACAGCACCAGAUUUUGACAUAAAGGGUCCAGAUGCCAAAUUCAAAGGACCUAAAUUUAACAUGCCAAAAAUGCCAGGAAUGAAUGUCUCCAUGCCAGAUGUGGAUUUCAACUUGAAAGGUCCCAAGGUCAAAGGAGACAUAGAUGCAUCCUUACCAAAGAUAGAAGGAGACAUGAAAACUCCUGAUCUUGAUAUCAAGGGUCCAGAUGUCAACAUUGAUGGGACAAAGGCUGGAUUUGAAAUGCCUAAAGUAAAAAUGCCAUCACUCAACAUCAAAGGUCCAAAAAUGGAAAAGCCAGAGUUUGACCUUAAAUUUAAAGGCCCAAAAGUUGGAGGAGAUUUGGAUGUUAAAGUUCCAAAUAUUGAAGGAGACUUAAAAACUCCGGAUGUGGACAUUGGAGGAGCUGAGUUGGACAUUGAAGGGCAAAAAGGAGGUUUCAGAAUGCCUAAAUUCAAAAUGCCAACUUUUGGCAGUAAAGGUCACAAAUUGGAAGGCCCAGAUGUUGAUGUUAAUCUGCCCUCUACAGACAUUGACGUAAAAGUUCCAGAUGUGGACAUCACAGCACCAGAUGUCGACAUUAAGGGUUCAGAUGCCAAAUUCAAAGGACCUAAAUUUAACAUGCCAAAAAUGCCAGGAAUGAAUGUCUCCAUGCCAGAUGUGGAUUUCAACUUGAAAGGUCCCAAGGUCAAAGGAGACAUAGAUGCAUCCUUACCAAAGAUAGAGGGAGACAUGAAAACUCCUGAUCUUGAUAUCAAGGGUCCAGAUGUCAACAUUGAUGGGACAAAGGCUGGAUUUGAAAUGCCUAAAGUAAAAAUGCCAUCACUCAACAUCAAAGGUCCAAAAAUGGAAAAGCCAGAGUUUGACCUUAAACUAAAAGGCCCAAAAGUUGGAGGAGAUUUGGAUGUUAAAGCUCCAAAGAUUGAAGGAGACAUAAAAGCUCCGGUUGUGGACAUUGGAGGAGCUGAGUUGGACAUUGAAGGGCAAAAAGGAGGUUUCAGAAUGCCUAAAUUCAAAAUGCCAACUUUUGGCAGUAAAGGUCACAAAUUGGAAGGCCCAGAUGUUGAUGUUAAUCUGCCCUCUACAGACAUUGACGUAAAAGUUCCAGAUGUGGACAUCACAGCACCAGAUGUCGACAUUAAGGGUUCAGAUGCCAAAUUCAAAGGACCUAAAUUUAACAUGCCAAAAAUGCCAGGAAUGAAUGUUUCCAUGCCAGAUGUGGAUUUCAACUUGAAAGGUCCCAAGGUCAAAGGAGACAUAGAUGCAUCCUUACCAAAGAUAGAAGGAGACAUGAAAACUCCUGAUCUUGAUAUCAAGGGUCCAGAUGUAAACAUUGAUGGGACAAAGGCUGGAUUUGAAAUGCCUAAAGUAAAAAUGCCAUCACUCAACAUCAAAAGUCCAAAAAUGGAAAAGCCAGACGUUGACAUUAAACUAAAAGGCCCAAAGGUUGGAGGAGAUUUGGAUGUUAAAACUCCAAAUAUUGACGGAGACAUUAAAGCACUUGAUGGAAAAAUUGGAGGAGCUACUGUUGGAAUUAAAGGGUCAAAGGGAGGUUUUAAAAUGCCUAAAUUCAAAAUGCCAACUUUUGGCAGUAAAAGUCACAAAUUGGAAGGCCCAGAUGUUGAUGUUAAUCUACCCUCUAAAAACAUUGAAGUAAAAACACCAGAUAUGGACAUCGCACUACCAGAUGUUGGCAUUGAGGGUCCAGAUUCCAAAUUCAAAGGACCUAAAUUUAACAUGCCAAAAAUGCCAGGAAUGAAUGUCUCCAUGCCAGAUGUGGAUUUCAACUUGAAAGGUCCCAAGCUCAAAGGAGACAUAAAUGCAUCCUUACCAAAGAUCGAGGGAGACAUAAAAGCCCCUGACCUUGAUAUCAAGGGUCCAGACGUCAACAUUGAUGGGACAAAGGCUGGAUUUGAAAUGCCUAAAGUAAAAAUGCCAUCACUCAACAUCAAAGGUCCAAAAAUGGAAAAGCCAGAGUUUGACCUUAAACUAAAAGGCCCAAAGGUUGGAGGAGAUUUGGAUGUUAAAGCUCCAAAUAUUGAAGGAGACAUAAAAACACCUGAUUUGGACAUUGGAGGAGCUGAGUUGGACAUUGAAGGGCCAAAAGGAGGUUUCAAAAUGCCUAAAUUCAAAAUGCCAACUUUUGGCAGUAAAGGUCACAAAUUGGAAGGCCCAGAUGUUGAUGUUAAUUUGCCCUCUACAGACAUUGAAGUAAAAGCACCAGAUGUGGACAUCACAGCACCAGAUUUUGACAUAAAGGGUCCAGAUGCCAAAUUCAAAGGACCUAAAUUUAACGUGCCAAAAAUGCCAGGAAUGAAUGUCUCCAUGCCAGAUGUGGAUUUCAACUUGAAAGGUCCCAAGGUCAAAGGAGACAUAGAUGCAUCCUUACCAAAGAUAGAAGGAGACAUGAAAACUCCUGAUCUUGAUAUCAAGGUUCCAGAUGUCAACAUUGAUGGGACAAAGGCUGGAUUUGAAAUGCCUAAAGUAAAAAUGCCAUCACUCAACAUCAAAGGUCCAAAAAUGGAAAAGCCAGAGUUUGACCUUAAACUAAAAGGCCCAAAGAUUGGAGGAGAUUUGGAUGUUAAAGCUCCAAAUAUUGAAGGAGACAUAAAAACACCUGAUUUGGACAUUGGAGGAGCUGAGUUGGACAUUGAAGGGCCAAAAGGAGGUUUUAAAAUGCCUAAAUUCAAAAUGCCAACUUUUGGCAGUAAAGGUCACAAAUGGGAAGGCCCAGAUGUUGAUGUUAAUUUGCCCUCUCCAGACAUUGAAGUAAAAGCACCAGAAGUGGACAUCGCAGCACCAGAUGUUGACAUAAAAGGUCCAGAUGCCAAAUUAAAAGGACCUAAAUUUAACAUGCCAAAAAUGCAAGGAAUGAAUGUCUCCAUGCCAGAUGUUGAUUUCAACUUGAAAGGUCCCAAGGUCAAAGGAGACAUAGAUGCAUCCUUACCAAAGAUAGAAGGAGACAUGAAAACUCCUGAUCUUGAUAUCAAGGGUCCAGAUGUCAACAUUGAUGGGACAAAGGCUGGAUUUGAAAUGCCUAAAGUAAAAAUGCCAUCACUCAACAUCAAAGGUCCAAAAAUGGAAAAGCCAGAGUUUGACCUUAAACUAAAAGGCCCAAAAGUUGGAGGAGAUUUGGAUGUUAAAGUUCCAAAGAUUGAAGGAGACAUAAAAGCUCCGGAUGUGGACAUUGGAGGAGCUGACUUGGACAUUGAAGGGCCAAAAGGAGGUUUCAAAAUGCCUAAAUUCAAAAUGCCAACUUUUGGCAGUAAAGGUCACAAAUUGGAAGGCCCAGAUGUUGAUGUUAAUUUGCCCUCUACAGACAUUGAAGUAAAAGCACCAGAAGUGGACAUCACAGCACCAGAUUUUGACAUAAAGGGUCCAGAUGCCAAAUUCAAAGGACCUAAAUUUAACAUGCCAAAAAUGCCAGGAAUGAAUGUCUCCAUGCCAGAUGUGGAUUUCAACUUGAAAGGUCCCAAGGUCAAAGGAGACAUAGAUGCAUCCUUACCAAAGAUAGAAGGAGACAUGAAAACUCCUGAUCUUGAUAUCAAGGGUCCAGAUGUCAACAUUGAUGGGACAAAGGCUGGAUUUGAAAUGCCUAAAGUAAAAAUGCCAUCACUCAACAUCAAAGGUCCAAAAAUGGAAAAGCCAGAGUUUGACCUUAAACUAAAAGGCCCAAAGAUUGGAGGAGAUUUGGAUGUUAAAGCUCCAAAUAUUGAAGGAGACAUAAAAACACCUGAUUUGGACAUUGGAGGAGCUGAGUUGGACAUUGAAGGGCCAAAAGGAGGUUUUAAAAUGCCUAAAUUCAAAAUGCCAACUUUUGGCAGUAAAGGUCACAAAUGGGAAGGCCCAGAUGUUGAUUUGAAUUUGCCCUCUACAGACAUUGAAGUAAAAGCACCAGAUGUGGACAUCGCAGCACCAGAUGUUGACAUAAAAGGUCCAGAUGCCAAAUUAAAAGGACCUAAAUUUAACAUGCCAAAAAUGCCAGGAAUGAAUGUCUCCAUGCCAGAUGUGGAUUUCAACUUGAAAGGUCCCAAGGUCAAAGGAGACAUAGAUGCAUCCUUACCAAAGAUAGAAGGAGACAUGAAAACUCCUGAUCUUGAUAUCAAGGGUCCAGAUGUCAACAUUGAUGGGACAAAGGCUGGAUUUGAAAUGCCUAAAGUAAAAAUGCCAACACUCAACAUCAAAGGUCCAAAAAUGGAAAAGCCAGAGUUUGACAUUAAUCUAAAAGGCCCAAAAGUUGGAGGAGAUUUGGAUGUUAAAGUUCCAAAGAUUGAAGGAGACAUAAAAGCUCCGGAUGUGGACAUUGGAGGAGCUGAGUUGGACAUUGAAGGGGCAAAAGGAGGUUUCAAAAUGCCUAAAUUCAAAAUGCCAACUUUUGGCAGUAAAGGUCACAAAUUGGAAGGCCCAGAUGUUGAUGUUAAUCUGCCUUCUACAGACAUUGAAGUAAAAGCACCAGAAGUGGACAUCACAGCACCAGAUUUUGACAUAAAGGGUCCAGAUGCCAAAUUCAAAGGACCUAAAUUUAACAUGCCAAAAAUGCCAGGAAUGAAUGUCUCCAUGCCAGAUGUGGAUUUCAACUUGAAAGGUCCCAAGGUCAAAGGAGACAUAGACGCAUCCUUACCAAAGAUAGAAGGAGACAUGAAUACUCCUGAUCUUGAUAUCAAGGGUCCAGAUGUCAACAUUGAUGGGACAAAGGCUGGAUUUGAAAUGCCUAAAGUAAAAAUGCCAUCACUCAACAUCAAAGGUCCAAAAAUGGAAAAGCCAGAGUUUGACCUUAAACUAAAAGGCCCAAAAGUUGGAGGAGAUUUGGAUGUUAAAAUUCCAAAGAUCGAAGGAGACAUAAAAGCAGCAGGAGUUUCUGGAUCCAAUGUAUCUUUGCCAGAUGUUGAUGUCGGAAGAAAAGUUCCAGAAACACAGGCUGAUUUUAAGGGAUCAUGUCAGUUUCCAAACAUUGACAUUAAGGGAUCAGAGGUGUCAUCUGAAAUUCCAGAAAUCAGUACAAAGAAAAUGAAGUUCAAAAUGCCAAAGAUUGGUUUCAAGGGUUCAAAGACAAAAGUUUCAGAAAGUAAUUUAAAAUCAGACAUUGAAGUUGACAGUUCAGUUGACCUUAAGGGGCGCAACGAAAGGUUAAAAAUGCCAAAAUUUAAAAUGCCAUCAUUUGAGGAAAAAGGUCUACAAUUUGAGGAGUCUGAAGUGGAUGUCAACCUUCCGAAGUCCCGCAUUGACAUUGAACACAACGAGAAGGACAUAAAAGGAAUAGGCAUUGACAUUAGCCCCAGUGGUAAAAUUCAAAGACCCAAAUUCAGUAUGCCAGAUUUAUCAGAAUCUAAAGUUUCCAUGCACGAUUUGGAUUUAAAUCUAAAAAGUCCUAAAAGUGAAUUUGAAGGUGACAUGCCAGUUCCAAAGUUGGAAGGGAAAAUAACAGCCCCAGAGGUUAAUUUAGAAAUGUCCAAAAGUAGAUCUAAAAUAGGAGGGAAUAUUGAUGAUAUUAGUGCAAAUGCUAGCAUGAGCAAGUUUGUAAAUAAAUCUCUAGAAUUGGAAGGGCCAGAACCAAAAAUUAAGACCCCUGCAGUAAGUGUGGGAGCAAAAGGGUCUACAACAGAUGUUGGUUUUCAACAAUCUGAAGUCAGUGUUGACACCCCUGACACAGAUAUAAAUGUGAAAGGGAAAAAGGGAAAGUUUAAAAUUGCUAAAGUAAAAGGAAAGGCAAAGAAAGCUGACACUAAAGUACUGGCCACUGAUCUUGGUGAGGACACAUCCCACAUUCAUGUCAAAGAGACAAAGACUAAGAAGUCUUUGUUUGGUAAGAUUCACUUCCCAGAUGUUGAAUUAGAUAUGAAAUCCCCAAAAAUGAAAGGAGAUGGAACUUUAGCUGAAGGUGUUAAAUCAUCUAAAACAGAUUUGGUGUCUGCUGGCUUAAAUACUUCUUUUGAUUGUUCUGGAACUGCUGGUGCAAAUGUUGGUUUGGAAGGGCCAGAUGUGAAAGUAAGUUCUUCAGCAACAAGUGGGUCAGGUGGUGGUCUUCGCUAUCCUGAAGGGAAAUUAACAUUUUCCAAAAUCAGGGUGCCUAAGUUCGGUAUUGUAAAGGCUGAUUUUGAAGGCCUGGAUAGUGACAAUAAAGUUGAAUCAGAAGUUUUAUCCGGUGGAGACAUAAACACACAGUCCCAAUCUGCCAGUCACAAAGUCAGCUCACAUAAUAUUGCGAUUCAAAGCCCUGAACUGAGUCAUAGUGAAGGCAAAAUAAAGUUAAAGAUGCCAAAAUUUUUUGGCAAAUCGAAAGUAAAAGGAAGUACAGAUGAUCUUCGUGGCACAGAUGUAGAAUUAGGAGCAAGUGGACAAGUGCAUAAGGCUUCAACAGAGCUAUGUGCACCUUCUUAUGAUGGUGGAAACUUGGAAAUGGAAGGCACUACUGGACUCACCUUGUCAUCUAAAAGCAAGUCAGCUUCAUUGGAUUUAUUUAAAAACCCAAGACAUCGGUCUUCGUCCCACAGCGAUGAAGGGUCACCAGCAACUAGUUCUCCUACCCUAGAAGCUGAGGCUUGUGAUGUUUCCCUUGACCUAGGAGUAAACAAGGUUAAAGGGAAAAAAAGCAAGUUAAAGUUUGGUACAUUUGGAGGUUUUGGUUCAAAGUCAAAGGGCUCAUAUGAAGUAACACUUGGAGGAGAAAAUGAGGCAGGGAUGGAGGGAAGCUCAAGUGUUUCCACACCCUCAAAAAAAUCAAGACUAUCUUCAUCCUCAAGUAGUGACAGUGGUUCAAGAGCAGGCCUUAAAUUCCCAAAACUUGAGCUUUCUGUUUCACCCAAAAAGUGAUUCAGUCAAGCAUUCUUACACUUAAAUACAUUCUCCCAUAAGUGUGAAUUCUUUACUAUAGGCUUUUUGAAACCUGGGAUAGCAUGCACAAAUAUGUUUUUUUAAGAAAUUAGACUGGAGAACAUGAGAUUGUCAAAUUGUUUAUAAUCCUUUCAGCAUGUAAAUAAGAUUAAUUUGUAUUUUAUUGAUAUUGAAGAUUUUCUGUAAAUAUUCCAGAUUUAUUGACCAGAUGCCAUCUUAUCAAAUGAUCACAGAUUAAAUGUUGCAGGGGUUGUUUCCGCUGCUUCCGGCUGUUUUGGUGGGAUAUAUAUGUUUUCAAGGGUUUACUAAACAUAACAUACAGUAUACUUAGACUUGUUAGUUUGAAGGAAAAUAUUCUUUAUACAUUCAAAAACAUUUUAAAAACUAUUUUUUUAAUGUAUGGAGUUAUUUUAGCUUUCAUAUGAUAUAUCCACUGCAAAAAUAUACUUCCACAACACAGAGCAGGUCAUUUUUAAACACAUUCUAAAGAGUAAAUAUUUUGUACAUAAAACAAAUGCAAUAUGAUCCCUGUUUGGAUGCUUUUUAUGUGCUAUGUACUUUUUUGUGUUGAUUCAAAAGAUUAUGUACUUUUCAAGUUUUUUCAAGUUUCAAUGCUCGUCACCAAAACUAAAAAAAAAAGAAUUAGCCUUGUUCUUGUAAAGAGACAUUUUUUUCCUGGCUUUCUUGACGUUUUAUGUUGCUCUGCAUUUUAUCUUUUUUUAAGGCUGUUUAUGUACACUCACGUUACUUACAAAUAAAAAAUGACAAAACAAGUGCAUUUUGAUGUUGAUAGAAUGUUGGACAUUGAUGAAUUAAUGAUUCAAUACAAUGAAAAUCCGGAUUUUCUUGGGUUAUUUCUUUUGUGUGCAUUUUGCUAAACAUACUAAAUAAAGAGAUUUAUACAACUGUA